AUGCCCGUUUCCAUGGAAUCUUCUCGCCCAAUCAUGGCUCCCUCGGCUCGCGCUUCCCUCCGCUACAGCACCUACAGCAUGGCCGCCCCCUCGGUGGCCAUGUCCGUCCAGACCACCGACUCCCAGCACGCCGAAAUCCGCGAGAUCGCCACCGGCCUCGACCGCAUGGAGAACAAGGCCCUCUCCUCCCAGCGCGUCACCCUGUCCGAGGAAAAGUACGAGAAGAUGAGCAAGCUCGCCCUCGGCGCAAAGCUGGAGCGCGCCCUCGACAGGCGCAUGAGCAGCCAGGAUGCCGUCAUGCGACCCCGGAGGAAGACCACUUCUGCCGUCGAGAAGACUUUUAACGAAAAGGCCGCCCAGUAA
Trichoderma breve is the source of this 363-nucleotide messenger RNA. RefSeq lists its product as uncharacterized. Lineage: Eukaryota; Fungi; Ascomycota; Sordariomycetes; Hypocreales; Hypocreaceae. The transcript is spliced from 2 exons. The coding region runs from base 1 to 363 and encodes 120 amino acids. The record is from RefSeq and is a predicted model, not a curated record.